AUGGCUGUAAUUGACGAGAAACAAGGCGCAAACAGCGGUGAUGCCGAAGCGGGAGUCACCAAACCUGCUCACAAUGAACAACCCCCCAUCGAUACCAAAGCCCAGAAAAGACUCAUCUGGAAGCAAGAUAUCCGAAUACUACCCCUUUGCGCAUCAAUUUACUUCCUCUCAUUUCUCGACCGCUCCAACAUCGGCAAUGCCAAGAUCCUCAACUCAUCCACCCACGAUGACAUGCAGACCGCCACAGGCAUGACGGACUACCAAUUCAACAUUGCACUGAUGGUAUUCGUCGUUGCAUACGCCAUAUUCGAAGUCCCCUCCAACAUCUUGCUGAAAAAGCUGCGUCCCAGCCGAUGGCUGGCAUUUCUGAUGUUUUGCUGGGGCGCUCUAACUAUUUGCUUAAGCGCGGGGAAGAACUUUGGCGGUGUAACUGCGUUGAGAUUCCUUCUCGGGACGUUUGAAGCGGGUUUGUUCCCGGGAUUAGUGUACUAUUUGACAUUUUGGUAUAGACAUAAUGAACGGAGUGUUAGGGUGGCUUUUAUUCUUGCCUCGGCUACGUUGGCUGGUGCUUUUGGGGGAGCAAUUGCCUACGGAAUAGGCCACAUCAACGGUGCCCAUGGUCUUCGCGGCUGGCAAUGGCUCUUCAUCAUCGAGGGCGUGCCUUCGUGCGUUUGCGCCGUCCUCGUUUUCUUCCUCCUACCCGAUUACCCCGAGACAGCGAGCUGGCUUAGCAAGGCGGAACAAGAUCUCGCUGUGCAAAGACUUGUACACGAGGGCAGUAAGGGAACACAACCAGCUAUGACAUGGGCUGAUGCCAAGGCUACCCUGACGGAUUGGCGACUGUACGGCCAUUACGCCAUCUACUUUGCCAUCAGUCCUGGCUUUGCGAGCUUGAGUUUGUUUUCGCCAUCGAUUGUAUCAGGGCUGGGGUAUCAGGACCUCCAAGCCCAGCUAUUUACAGUUACACCAUGGGCAGUUGCUUAUGUUUGCCAACUAGUAGUCGCAUAUUCAGCAGACCACUUCAAUGCCCGCGGCUUACACACCGCGGGAGCAGCAACCGUCGCCGCGAUAGGCUUCAUUGUUUCAGCUGUCCUGCCCCCGACGUCUUAUUCAUCAAGAUACGGCGGCCUUAUCCUCGCUACGUCCGGCGCGUUUUCAGCCAUCCCUCCUCUUCUGGGUUGGCUUUCGUCGAAUAUGUACAGCACAGCAGCUACGGGACUAGCUAUCGCCAUCAAUGUCAGCUGCGGCGGAGGGUUGGGCCAGAUUCCUGGUGUUUGGAUAUACAAGGCGAGCGAAAAGAGCAAGGGAUAUCCCACAGGGCACUGGACGAAUGCCGCCUUUCAGAUAUUUGUUGCUGUUGCCUCUGUUGGAUUAUGGAUGUUUUAUCGGCUCAAAAAUAGGAAGUUGAGUGAAGAGGCACGGAGGAAUGGCGUCGAGGCGACGCUCUUCAAACUGUGA
This is a messenger RNA of Pochonia chlamydosporia 170, 1458 nucleotides long. Its product is annotated as MFS transporter. Lineage: Eukaryota; Fungi; Ascomycota; Sordariomycetes; Hypocreales; Clavicipitaceae. Gene Ontology annotation, biological process: transmembrane transport. Gene Ontology annotation, molecular function: transmembrane transporter activity. The transcript is spliced from 5 exons. Gene Ontology annotation, cellular component: membrane. The coding region runs from base 1 to 1458 and encodes 485 amino acids. The record is from RefSeq and is a predicted model, not a curated record.